AUGAUCGCUUCGACGAGCGCCCGCUCAACUGGCCGCCUGCUAUCGCGCUCCAGCGCUGCCUCGGUCUGCCAGUCAUCCUCGCAGUCGCUGCGGUCCUUCGCUUCGUCGUCAAAACUCAGACUCGACUCGCCACCGUUCUCUUCACCCUCUGGACCAACACAAACCAGCAACUCGUCAGUGCAUGCAUCCGAGAUCGAGCACUUCAGCCGGCUGUCGUCCAAAUGGUGGGAUGAGCAUGGCGAGUUCGGUCUGCUGCAUGCGAUGAACCCUGCUCGUAUUCAAUUCCUCCGCGAAAAGCUUGACGAAGUAUGGGGCUACGAGCUAGCCAAACAGCAAGUCGAAGCUCGCAGAUCCGCCACCGCAGCCUCGUCCAACUCAUCACCCCCAACAUCAACACAAGCGCGGAGCCCGCUCGAGAACCUCGGUACAACCCAGUUCCUGCGCGGUCUCGAUGUGGCCGACAUUGGCUGUGGUGGCGGCCUUCUCUCGGAAUCGCUCGCUCGACUCGGUGCGCGCACCACUGGUGUCGAUGCGAGCGCGAGCAAUAUCGGCAUUGCCACCACGCAUGCUGCGCGCGAUCCGCUCCUCUCCCGCGAACACUCGCUCGGCGGCCCUGCCCUGACCUACUUGCACACGACCGCGGAAGACCUCGUCGCCCAAAACCGCACCUUCGACAUCGUCUGCGCCAUGGAGGUGCUGGAGCACGUCAACGGACCCGCCGAUUUCCUCCGCAGUCUCGAUCGGCUGGUCAAACCCGGCGGCCACCUGUUCAUGUCCACCAUCGCCCGCACACCCCUCUCGUGGUUUCUGACCAUCUUCAUGGCCGAAGACGUCCUCCGACUCGUAACGCCGGGUACGCAUACCCAUAGCCAGUACAUCAACCCCAAAGAGCUCGUCGACUUUUUCAUGGAGGAUCGAAAGUGGUAUGCCCACGGAACGGAGUUGCCCCAAAGGAUGCAUUUUGAGGUGAGGGGCACGGCGUAUUUGCCCUGGAAGGGAACUUGGUCGUUGGCCAGGUCAGGGACCAGUUUGCCCGGCACACAGGAGUGCAACUACUUCUUCUGGGCUAGGAAGCCCAUGGAGCCUUGA
Messenger RNA from Kalmanozyma brasiliensis GHG001, 1089 nucleotides. RefSeq names its product Ubiquinone biosynthesis O-methyltransferase. The record is from RefSeq and is a predicted model, not a curated record. The transcript is spliced from 2 exons. Gene Ontology annotation, biological process: ubiquinone biosynthetic process. Gene Ontology annotation, molecular function: 2-methoxy-6-polyprenyl-1,4-benzoquinol methyltransferase activity. Lineage: Eukaryota; Fungi; Basidiomycota; Ustilaginomycetes; Ustilaginales. Bases 1 to 1089 code for a protein of 362 amino acids.